This is a messenger RNA of Anopheles cruzii, 999 nucleotides long. It is a transcript of the gene Nubp1, whose product is annotated as cytosolic Fe-S cluster assembly factor NUBP1 homolog. Gene Ontology annotation, cellular component: cytosol. The record is from RefSeq and is a predicted model, not a curated record. Bases 1 to 987 code for a protein of 328 amino acids. The transcript has a single exon. Gene Ontology annotation, biological process: iron-sulfur cluster assembly. Gene Ontology annotation, molecular function: ATP binding; ATP-dependent FeS chaperone activity; 4 iron, 4 sulfur cluster binding. Lineage: Eukaryota; Metazoa; Arthropoda; Insecta; Diptera; Culicidae.
AUGAGUUCGGCCACGAUUCCAAGUGACGCGCCGGCGCACUGUCCCGGAACGGAGAGUUCCGACGCCGGUAAAGCCUCGGCGUGUGCCGGGUGUCCAAACCAGCAGGUUUGCGCCACCGGUCCGAAAGGUCCCGAUCCGGCGAUAGCGUUGGUACGCGAGAAGUUGACCGAUGUGCGCAACAAACUGCUCAUCCUGUCCGGUAAGGGUGGUGUGGGAAAGAGCACCGUUACGGCACUGCUUUCACGUGCCAUGGCCCACCGCAGUCCGGACGAGAACUUUGGAGUGCUCGACAUCGACAUCUGCGGUCCGUCGCAACCGCGCGUUCUCGGUGUGCUCGGCGAGCAGGUGCACCAGUCCGGGUCCGGUUGGUCCCCGGUCUACAUCGAGGACAAUCUGAGCCUGAUGUCGAUCGGCUUUCUGCUCGGCAGCCCGGACGAUGCGAUUAUUUGGCGCGGCCCGAAGAAGAACGGCAUGAUCCGACAGUUCCUUACCGAGGUCGACUGGGGCCAGCUCGAUUACCUGCUGCUCGAUACGCCGCCCGGAACGUCUGACGAGCACCUGUCGGCGACCACCUUUCUCCGGGGAACGGAAGGACGCUGGGGAGCGCUGCUGGUCACCACGCCGCAGGAAGUGGCCCUACUGGACGUGCGGAAGGAAAUUUCGUUCUGCAAAAAGCUUACCAUUCCGAUUGUCGGUGUGAUCGAGAAUAUGGCAGGUUUCGUGUGCCCAAAGUGUACGGGACAAUCGAUGAUCUUCCCAGCGCGUACGAACACCGACGGGGUCGGUGGUGCGGAACAGAUGUGCCUGGAAAUGGAAGUGCCGUACCUUGGCCAGCUACCACUCGAUCCACGAUUGACGAAGUGCUGCGACGAGGGCAAGGAUUUUAUCAGCGAGUUUCCCACGAGUCCCACUGUCACGGCGCUCGAGGGCGUUGUGAUGAAGGUGCGCCACUUUUUUGAACAGAAUUCCGCAGAAAAUCAACAAUAAAUGGAGAGUCGA